UGUUUCUUUUGCAUGACUACUGUGCUGUGCUGUGUUCCUGUGGCUUCAGGCGUGUUACCGGUCAGUGGGAUGAGGGUGUACACGUCGGGGGAGGUGGAGGCGGUGAACGGCACAGAUGUGCGGCUGAAAUGUACCUUCCAGAGCAGCUCGCCCAUCACCCCAGCAAUGAUCACGGUCUCAUGGAGCUUCCGCCCCCUCGGACAUGGCCAUGAGGAGUCAGUGAGUCACCCUGACUGAUUGUAGAACCCUCUGGGCAUCCUCGAGAUGAAGUUCAGAGACAGUGUGUGUGUGUGUGUGUGUUUCUAAUCUGCAUUCUGUUGUUUGUCAAGGACCUCUGAGUCAACCAUCAACUUCAUUGUCAGCGUCAUUUUGGAAUCUGGCUGAACCGUUUAGAAAAAUUACAUUGUUUUGGAAAUGCUAUUGUUGGAGAAAGUCAAUUAGAGGCGACAAUUAAGUAAAUGAGAUGCAAUUAGCUACCCUCUAAUGAGAUGCAAUGUGAUCUCAUUAAGCAUUGUGCCCAUCUAUGCCAGGUGUUCUACUACCAUGAGAGGCCUUACCCUCCGCCAGACGGGCGUUUCCAUAAGCGGGCGACAUGGGCGGGUGACAUCAUGGGGCGGGACGCCUCCAUUGUGGUGCAUGAGGUCAAGUUCACCUACAACGGGACAUUCAGCUGCCAGGUGAAGAACCCUCCAGACGUCCACGGCAACGCGGGGGAGGUGAAACUAAACGUGGUCACCACAGGUAGUUUCUGUCUACUGUGAAGCGUACAAGGGUGCUGGGUUAAAAUAUACUGUAGACGUGUCUGCUGUCCAAUCUUUGGCCUCAGGCUGUGAAAACCUCCCAUCAAUCUUUACAAAACCAAUCUGGCCCAUUUGUCAUUUAUUCCAUCCAGCAGCUCCUUUCUCACAGUAACAAGAGGUACUAAUCCUAACACAUCCCAUAAAGUCAUUAUCAUGUAUCUCCCCCUGGGAACCAGCCAUCUAGUCAUGUUUGAAUAGAUAAAGUGACAGUUUCCUCUUUGUCUAUUUAAUUUCCCCCUCUUUUCUUUACAGCCUCCUUCUCUGAGAUUGUCAUUCUGGCUGCAGCCAUCGGGGGCGCCAUCAUGCUGAUGGUCAUCUUCCUCGUCAUCAUCAUGUCAAUAAGGCGAUGUCGCUAUAAGAGACAGGAGGAGGAGGAGGGGGUGGAGGAACUGCCUCGCAGAGAGAGAAAGGACCCUACCGUGUGGUAA
Coregonus sp. 'balchen' is the source of this 1228-nucleotide messenger RNA. Lineage: Eukaryota; Metazoa; Chordata; Actinopteri; Salmoniformes; Salmonidae. The record is from the annotation of a GenBank genome assembly.